Messenger RNA from Drosophila elegans, 969 nucleotides. RefSeq lists its product as uncharacterized. The transcript has 2 exons. The record is from RefSeq and is a predicted model, not a curated record. Bases 1 to 654 code for a protein of 217 amino acids. Lineage: Eukaryota; Metazoa; Arthropoda; Insecta; Diptera; Drosophilidae.
AUGGAGGGACCUAAUUGUUUUAUUAUUUUCCCAACUGAGUUCGGACAUAGUAAGCGUUUAGUCUUGAGGAACAUGCGGGCGUGGUGGACGGUAUUGACCAUCACGGCUUGGAUGGUUCUGUUAGAGAUAAGCGAGAUAAAGAGCAAAGAGAGCUGCUAUUAUGUGACGUUUACCUAUGCUAAUUGGACGGAUGACAGACCUCGAUUUGUGGUGAACAUGACUUUCUCGAACCAAACUGGCAUCGGCUCCGUCACCACCAUUAACGAGGAGAUAGCUUCACCUGUCUCUCGCAUCCUGAUCCUCCAGCACUCCGCCCGAGAGAAACCUCGCACCAUCUAUAACGCCUCCACCAAGCUUUGCGACCUCCAGAACGUCUUUAACUCGGUGCCGCUCUUCAAGCCGGCCAAGGACAACAUGCUCAAGCAAAGUAACUUCACGCUGAGCUGUCCGCUGGUCAAAGGCACCUACGCAAUGAACAACAUGCGGGUUAGCCCGAAGAACCCCCUUUUGAGUCUUCUGUACCAACCCAAGCGCUCCUUCUCAGUGAAGGGCGGAUUGUUCGAGGAGCCGCCGCGGGGAGGGCGGCUGAGACCGUUGUCCACCUAUUUCAUGGCAGGAAAGGUUGUGAAAAAGUCCUGUGGAUCCAACGAAUGAGUGGUAAAAAUAAAGAAGCGCAUCUAAAACUGUAUUUUUCGGACAGCUUAUUAGUAUACCACAAAAUGUUGACUUUCUAGUAAAGUAUACCACACUUUUAAAAUUCAUUUGUAUAAGCAUAACGUUAAGAGGGCUGUUUAUCACAAAUGGAUGAUAAUACGGCGUCGGACUCCCAAUGGUUUGACCUUAGAUUAGAGGGUCAAAGGAUAUCGUUUGAAUAAUGACUAAAAACAGUUUUUUGUUUUGAUUACCGUGAUUACUAAAUUUCGAUCGCAAAUAUAUAAAUCAGCUAUUGCUUUAAGCAUGAUCUAUAGU